CGCCACUUACCGAAUCCGGGAAGAGAAACCUUGAUAUACCCCCGCGAGGCAUAAUCAGAGUUAGAAACGACCAACACGAAUCAUUGGAUUGCAGAAGGCGUCGGGCUCAUCCAGGAGCGUUCUUCCACCUCUCCAACUAUCGAGAACUGGCACCAAGAAAUGGACUCUUGAGCAACAUCACAACCGUUUCCUUAAACCAGAUCGCUGUGAAAAUACUCGUCAUCAACAUCAUCAUCACCAUCAUCCUAAUCAUCCUAAUCAUGACAUCGCUAGCCAGGCCUCAAGCCGGGAAGCAGUCCUUCUCGAGCAUGUGGACGCAAAUGUACCCGCCUAAGCCCACCUACACCCGAGACAGCAUUCCCGACCUGAGCGGCAAGGUCUAUCUAGUCACGGGCGCCAACUCGGGCGUCGGCAAGGAGACGGCCGGGAUCCUGUACUCCAAGAACGCAAAGGUCUACGUGGCCGCGCGCUCCGAAACCAAAGCCGAGGCCGCCAUGGCCAGCAUCCGAGAGUCCUGGCCGGCGUCGACGGGGUCGCUCGUCUUCCUGCCGCUCGACCUCGCCGACCUCGGGGCCGUCGGCGAGGCCGCAAGGCGCUUCCAGUCGCUUGAGGAGCGUCUCGACGUCCUCUUCAACAACGCCGCCGUCCAGGCCCUCGCCGACACAGACGGGUCGCACAACAGGACGGCCCAGGGCCACGAGGUGCACCUCGGCGUCAACGUGCUGGGGCCCUUCCUCCUGACCAAGCUGCUGACCCCCCUUCUGGCCGCCACUGCGCGUCUGCCCGGCACCCAGCCCGGCUCCGUCCGCGUCGUGUGGGUUUCGUCUAUGGGCACCGAGACCAUCGGCGAGAAGUCGCGCGGUCUCUCGUCGGACUACGCCAGCUACUGGCCGCUCAUGUCGCCGCUCGAGCGGUACGGGCUGAGCAAGGCCGGCAACUGGCUGCACGGCGUCGAGUUCGCCCGCCGCCACGCCGACGAUGGCAUCAUGAGCCUGCCCAUCAACCCGGGCCACCUCUCUUCCGAGCUGUAUCGCGAAGGCGGCUUCGUCUUCCGGGGCGUGCUCAAGGCCGUGGCGCUCUACCCGCCUGUCUAUGGCGCCUACGUCGAGCUGUUUGCCGCCCUGUCGCCUGAUCUGACGAUGAAGGACUCUGGGGCUUGGGUUGUUCCUUGGGGCCGGCUUUACCCCAUCCGGGAAGACUUGCUUAGUGCGACAAAGUCCGAGGCCGAGGGCGGCAACGGUAACGCCACCAAGUUCUGGGAGUGGUGCGAGGAUCUGGUCAAGGACUACGUCUAA
Messenger RNA from Colletotrichum navitas, 1295 nucleotides. RefSeq lists its product as uncharacterized. The record is from RefSeq and is a predicted model, not a curated record. Lineage: Eukaryota; Fungi; Ascomycota; Sordariomycetes; Glomerellales; Glomerellaceae. The transcript has 3 exons. The coding region runs from base 261 to 1295 and encodes 344 amino acids.